This is a messenger RNA of Biomphalaria glabrata, 2629 nucleotides long. RefSeq lists its product as uncharacterized. The transcript has 10 exons. The record is from RefSeq and is a predicted model, not a curated record. NCBI's taxonomy places the organism in Eukaryota, Metazoa, Mollusca, Gastropoda, Planorbidae. Bases 248 to 1099 code for a protein of 283 amino acids.
UUUUUUAAAAAACUCCAUUAAUUAUCGAAUAACCAGAUCUAGAGCAUAGAUGUAGAUUUUAAUGCAUCUUCAUAUUUCGUGACUUUGAUAAUUAUUAAUUGUCUAUUGAACUUUAAGAUCUAGUAGCUUACAGUUCUCGCUCCUUUAUUUUAAAUCCAGAUCUAGAGUCUAUACCUAGAUCUAUAGGCCCUAUAGAUCUAUUAGCUUUACGGCUUUAGUGUCAGGACAUUGAAGACAAACCAACCGCAUGACAAUGUUCGACAAUAAGCUUUGGAUGAAGGUGCACAUAGGGAAGAGUGGUCUACAGCCUUUGUUAGGAGUAUAUAAGCCUCGGAAAUGUGAUUGUGAGCAAGUAACGUCUAACGCUAUGUCAACGACAGGCAACUCUAGCAGGGUCUGUUCUUUUCGGUUACCACUCAUGGAUAGUCCUGCCGACAUAGAGUUUCUGAGAAACAAAUUUGGUUGGUGCAUGCCCAGAGAAGAGCAAGUCAUUCGAUCUCAGACUCUGACAGUUGCUCCCCCUGGUGCAUAUAACAAUCCCGCAUUACGUAGUACAAGCUCAACUACUGUUAUUACCAACAGCUCAAGCAGACGACAAAAAAUGCAAAGUGUCUACUUCAGACAUCAUUUUGUAUCCAAAUCGAGCGCGCAGUUGGACAGAGAAAAACUCAUGCAUAAAAUUACCGAGGAACUCAAAGAAUAUGAAAAGUCUCAAACAUUUUUAUUUGAUUCGAGACUUGCAUUUGAUGCUGAAUCUGGAAAUGAAGUGAAACAGCCAUCUAAAAACAGACGCAGGGCAUCUUCUGUUGUCAGGCACGCGGAAAUCCGCAACAAGGAGAUGGAUAAAAUCUCUACGAGAGCCAGAAAUACCUACCAGGCUCACCUCGACCUGCUGCAAAAGAAAAUGUCCCAACAAAUUUCCUCGGAUGACGAACUGACCCGCAAAGUGCACUUACAGAUUCAUACGAAAAGAAAUGAAGAGAGACAGGAUGCUUUGUCUAAAAUAGUGAAACUGGAGAAUGUGCGGCUUCAGUAUAAGAAUAGUAAAGCUCAAGUCCAGCUCUCCGGAGUCAAAGAGAGAGAGGACUCAGAGACAUAAAGAAUGUGAUAUCAGUGUUGUACAAGUACCCAGUGAUACUCGACACAUGACAUAGAUCUAGACAUGGAUAUACUUACUCUGUUUUCACAAUGUUUUGUAAAAUGCUUAACCUGUUUUCGAUGUUCCUUCGGAGUUGAAUAUAAUCUACUUCCUCGUCCAAACCUCCCGCAGGACGAUUGGGGAUGGCAGCGGACAGGGUACGAACGACAGUCCAGCGCGCAUACCGCACGACCAGACAGGCAUUUCUCUGUGAGGGAGUAUUGUGUCUGAAUCUACUAUUACCGUUUAUUUUCUUCAAAUAAUACUAUUCCAAUAUAAGACUAUAGAAGACUUAUCAAAAGACCCAAUUUGAAAUUCGAUUCUUUUUUUUUUAAUUAACACAGAAUAAUUUUAAAAAAGGGUGGGGAGGGAACAAAAGAUUUAAAUGCCUAUUAAUAUAAAUGUCCAUGAUUGCCAAUUUCUAUAAAUAUUCCUGGGUGCAUAUUUUUAUAAGUAUGUCUUAUUUCCUGUUUCUAUAAAUAUGCCUCUAAAAUGCCUGAUCGCCAAUUUCCAUAAAUAGACAUAUGCCUAUUCUGUCACUGAAUUUAUAAUACCUCAGACUGAAAAAUUUUCAUACUUUUGACUUUCGACUUACUAGGAAGACAAACGCAAGAAAUGUGUGACUCUAUUUACGACGACCACAACGACAAUGGGCGUGUACUAAUAGUAAUAGCUCUCUUAUUAGAUAGGCUUCAAUAAUGAAGGCCUCAUUCCACAGACUUGAAUAGAUGUUGACCUAUAUGUCAGUAGCCUCAAACAAAGGUUCGGAGAUUUAAAGCAAGUUUAGUUAAGUAGAUUCCAUUAAUUAUUUUUUUUUAUUACAUAGGAAUAGAAUUAUAAAGAUAUUAUAUAUGGAAGUCUAAUUGUAGUUCUAAGUUACUCAAACGGAAAUUGACUGUUAUAGAAUGGGGGAAAUAACAGCAAUUCUUUACUGUGAAUAUAAAAAAAUGAAUGACAAAAAGUUGAUACUGGAAACAAACUAAGAAUGUAAGGCGAAGGUUGAAACUACUUUGUCUCCGAUCUGUUUUCUUUACCGAAACGACUUCUUUAUUCUCUGAUAAAGACAAUGGGUAUGAAUUUUUAAUAUUGCCUUCUUUCACCCUGUAUAUCGUUACUGUAGAUUCUGGUGAACCGGACCAACAUUGGCAUGCGAUCAUUUUUAAGGCCAAUUACCUGUUGUUUUUUUCGAUACAUAAACUUGCCCUGUAUUAAAGAUGGUUUCAGUACUAAAGAAUUCGGUCCAAUUAAGAAACCGGUCCUUUCAACCGGGUGACUGCCUGGUUGAGUGGUAUGCGCUCUGAACUAUUGUCUCGAUGUAACUGGUUCGAAACCUGCCCGCCGACUAGCACCAGCCGUCCUUAAAGCGAAUUGGGCGAGGAUGUAAUAAUCUUUAAUUCUGAAGGAUAUACGAACCAGUGUUUUGUUAAACAGGAUUUGACUGCACGACCGAAGACUGACAUUUUGACUGCAAUAAAAUAAAAUAAAAAAGUA